This is a messenger RNA of Salvia miltiorrhiza (redroot sage), 2388 nucleotides long. RefSeq names its product coronatine-insensitive protein 1. Gene Ontology annotation, cellular component: SCF ubiquitin ligase complex. The transcript is spliced from 3 exons. Bases 361 to 2157 code for a protein of 598 amino acids. The record is from RefSeq and is a predicted model, not a curated record. Lineage: Eukaryota; Viridiplantae; Streptophyta; Magnoliopsida; Lamiales; Lamiaceae. Gene Ontology annotation, biological process: SCF-dependent proteasomal ubiquitin-dependent protein catabolic process.
GUCUAUAAUGAGAUUGGGGUGAGGCUGACGUCCGCUUCCCCCAAUUGGUUACCUUUCGCCUCUUUUGUCCUCUCCUCAACCCUCUCACCCAUUUCUUCAGCCGCACAGAAACUCAAAGCCAUCUCCCCAUUGCCCUCCAUCAACACCACAAUCACUCCCAAAACCACCCCUACCCUACUCCUGACCCCCCCCCCCCGCCUACCCCACCCUAGGAUCCAGCCUUCGUUUAUCUCAUUAUUUUCUCUUCGAUCAGUCUCCGAAUUCAUCAAUCUCACAGCUUUUCACAGCCAAACCAUUCUCUUAUUCGUUUAUUGUGUUUUUUUGCGAUGCUUAAUUUGUAGACGAGAGUAAUUGCGAGGAAUGGAUGAGAGGAAAUCGAAGAGACCGAACGGUUUCAGCAGCCGGAGCUGCGGAGUCAGCAGCAGCGGAAGUAGCAGCGGCGCGUACGACACCGUAUGGGAGUGCGUGAUCCCGUACGUGCAGGACCCGCGCGACCGGGACGCGGUGUCGCUGGUGUGCAAGCGGUGGUACGAGAUCGACGCCAUCACGCGCAAGCACGUGACCAUGGCGCUCUGCUACACCGCCACGCCGCAGCGGCUGUCGCGCCGGUUCCCCCAUCUGGAGUCGCUGAAGCUCAAGGGCAAGCCACGCGCCGCCAUGUUCAACCUGAUUCAAGAGGACUGGGGCGGAUUCGUCACGCCCUGGGUGGAGGAAAUUAUCAGGUCUUUCGGGAGGAUGAAGGUGCUGCACUUCCGGCGGAUGAUUGUCAAGGAUUCAGAUCUCGAGCUUCUCGCGACGUCGCUCGGCAAGGUUCUGGAAGUUUUGAGACUGGAUAAGUGCUCGGGUUUCUCUACCGAUGGGCUUUUGCGUAUAGGCAAAUUCUGCAGGAAUUUGAGAAACUUGCUUUUGGAAGAGAGCUCAAUAAUUGAGAAUGAUGGAGAAUGGCUGAAUGAGCUUGCAAUGAACAAUACAGUUCUUGAAAGUUUGAAUUUCUACAUGACUGAUCUCAUGAAAGUCAGAUCUAGAGACCUUGAACUGAUAGCAAGAAGAUGCCCGUCUUUGGCCUCAAUGAAAAUUAGUGAUUGCGAUGUCUCAGACCUUAUAGGUUUUUUCCGAGCAGCAGCUUCAUUGGAAGAGUUCUGUGGGGGAUCGUUUAGUGAGCCCCCUGGACAGGUUGGUGAAGGUGUUUUUAAUGAGCAAUUGGAAAGGUAUGCCAAAGUUGUAUUCCCUAGUAGGCUGUGCCGCUUGGGUCUUACUUACCUCGGCAAAGCAGAAUUGCCCAUUGUAUAUCCUGUCGCUUCCAGACUUAAAAAAUUGGAUCUCCUUUAUGCUCUGCUGGAUACUGAAGGUCAUUAUCAGUUACUGCAGAGAUGCCCUAACCUGGAAAUUCUUGAGACAAGAAACGUGAUUGGAGAUAGAGGAUUGGAAAUUCUGGGCGAAUUCUGCAAGAAAAUGAAAAGACUGAGGAUAGAGCGUGGAGCUGAUGAACAGGAAAUGGAAGAUGUGGAAGGUGUGGUCUCCCAGAGAGGACUGAUGGCUCUGGCACAAGGAUGUCUGGAAUUGGAAUACUUAGCUGUGUACGCAUCCGAUAUCACAAACGCGUCGCUGGAGUGCAUGGGAACAUACUCGAAAAACCUAUGUGACUUUCGGUUGGUCUUACUGGACAGAGAGGAAAGAAUUACAGAUCUCCCUCUUGACAACGGAGUUCGGUCCCUAUUAAUGGGGUGCCACAAACUGAGGAGGUUUGCGCUGUAUCUACGGCCUGGUGGGCUGAGCGACGUGGGACUGAGCUACAUAGGGCAAUACAGCAGCAACGUGAGAUGGAUGCUUCUGGGGUACGUAGGAGAGUCGGAUGAAGGGCUGUUGGAGUUCUCAAAGGGGUGCCCGAGCCUGCAGAAGCUGGAAAUGAGAGGGUGUUGCUUCAGCGAGCGUGCACUGGCAAUGGCGGCCCUGCAGUUGGCGGCCCUGAGGUACUUGUGGGUGCAGGGGUAUCGAGCAUCUGCAAAUGGUCGAGAUCUGCUGGCAAUGGUGAGGCCGAACUGGAACAUAGAGCUGAUACCAUCGAGACAAGAGCAUCCAGCACACAUACUCGCCUAUUGGUCCCUUGCCGGCCCCAGAACAGAUUUUCCAUCAACUGUGAGGCCCUUGGCACCUUGAAUCUUGUUGCUUGCAUAUUCACUUCUUUUUUUCUUUUUUCAGUUACCUUGUCCAUACAUGUCUUGUCUUCUUCUUCUUCUUCCACUUUUCUGAACUUAUCUAGAGACUUUUAACUAAUAAAUUUUGCCUUGUAGAAGCGACUUCAAUAAUCUUACUUCUGUAGCGCUAAAACAGGAUGAUGCUGUUGUUGUUCACUUGUUUAAAUUGUAAAUACCUAAUUGUUUGAUUUCU